AUGCCCGGUGGGUCUGCGUCUUGGUCUUCCGCCCGCAUAAUGGGCUCUCUUUUGGUCUGGUUACUAUGCUGUCUGCCGGGGGUCGUCGCAGAAAUCGAUUCAGUAUUUCGAUCGAGACCUGAUCUAUACCCCCCUGUGCUCACCAUAGAACACAGCAACCCCGACAAACUUACUCCAGGAUACAUUUUUGUUGGCCCGUAUGAAGCGGCUAACUCAGGUCCUUAUAUUUAUGAUAAUGAAGGCGUACGUCAUAAGGCCCUGCCCAUCGAGCUGCUCUCACUGACGCCGUCGCAGAACCUAGUAUGGAGCGGCUGGGGAAGUUCCGGCCCCGGCAACGCGCACGGCAUGCAUGUAUGUAAAUACAAAGGGGAGGACCAUCUUUGCUUCUUCCAAGGCGUUCAACAGAAUGGAUACUGCCGGGGCCAUGGCGUCAUCAUGGACAAUCAAUAUCGUACCGUGAAGACGGUCCUCCCCGGGGGCGGAAUGGCGUCGAGCGAUAUGCACGAGUUUUUACCCAUCAACGACGGUAAAACUGCACUGUUAACCGUAUAUCAACAGCGACAAUUCGACAUGAGCUUAUGGAAUGUCAAGACUGGCAUGGGGUGGUUGAUGGAGAGCGUUUUCCAGGAAGUGGACGUGGAAACGAACGAGGUGCUGUUUGAGUGGAAGUCGCUUGACCAUGUGGACCCUACAGCUAGCUACACCUAUCCUGGCCACACUGAUACUUCAGGAACUGGGCUGGACCCGCGCUCCCCGUGGGAUUAUUUCCACAUCAAUUCCGUCGAUAAAAACCAGGACGGUGAUUACCUGAUCUCGUCGCGACAUACGUGCGCGAUCUACAAAAUCUCCGGCCAGAAUGGGUCGGUGAUCUGGCAGUUACAUGGUGCCAACCCGUCCUUCACGAACAUCAACUUUAGCUUCUCUCAGCAGCACGAUGCACGAUUCCUGAACGAAAAUGGUACCCACACCUUACUAUCCUUGUAUAACAACGGCUACAACGGGUUCAACAAAACACACGAAUAUUCCUCUGGCAUGCUCAUUUUGAUCGACCAUGUGGCUAAGACGGCCACUCAGCUGCGCGAUUAUGCGCCUCUGAAUAAGGACAUGCUUAGCUCGAGUCAGGGCAAUAUGCAGGUUCUGCCUAAUCACAAUGUGUUCAUCGGAUGGGGGAACAAUGCGUACAUAUCCGAACACGACCAGAACGGCAAUCUGCUGCUGUGGGGAUACAUUGAUACGGAGAGAAUCAUGAACUAUCGCGCUCAGAAAUUCCAGUGGGACGGGAUGCCGACGGACGUGCCUGCUCUGUGGACAUAUUCUCGAUCGACCGAGCCGUUCUCCUCAUUGACCUUGUACGUAAGUUGGAACGGUGCAACACGAGUGAGGUAUUGGCGGUUCUACGGUGCCAUGAACAUGACUGGUCCGUAUGCAUUGUUAAACCAAGUGACGAGGAAGGGCUUCGAGACGAGUUAUACUUUCCCGCACUACUACCCAUGGACGUACGCGGAGGCUGUAGAUCUCGAGGGCAAGGUGUUGGGCAAGUCGCGGCAUAAGUUUACUUUUACGCCUUCCGGGGAACUACAACAAUACUGCGCGGACAAUAUGUGCGAAAAUGCUCCGGCGUAUGGACUUCUUGGCGAAGAGGGAGCCAUCGCAUUCAUCCCUCCGCUGGGCCUCAGCACUGUGCCGUGGGUCGACCCAGAGAACCCGGAAGCCCAUUACGACUGGGGUGAGUCUUCAGAGCCCGGGUCACAACCGUUGGAUGAAGCCAAGGAGACUUUGAAGACUGCAUACGAGCGCGGAUGGUUUGUCCCUGUUUUGGCGGUUGGUGUUGCCGCGAUUGGAGUUUACAUGGUGGUUCGAAAGUGUCGACUGCGACGACCUCAUGCCUACCCGGUGAAAGAGCGUCGAUCAUUAGAGCCAUUGGACGAUCCCAUCGACGAGCGAAAACAGCCCGACGAGAUGAGCCACAAGCCGUGGUGGCAUUGGCGGCGAUGGGCCGGAGCAUCCGACGGGCCUCGCUACUUCCCCUUGACGGAGCCGGGUUCGAGAAGGAACGAAGAUGGAUCCUCGGAGUAG
Messenger RNA from Aspergillus bombycis, 2076 nucleotides. RefSeq names its product arylsulfotransferase family protein. The coding region runs from base 1 to 2076 and encodes 691 amino acids. The transcript has 3 exons. Lineage: Eukaryota; Fungi; Ascomycota; Eurotiomycetes; Eurotiales; Aspergillaceae. The record is from RefSeq and is a predicted model, not a curated record.